Mesocricetus auratus (golden hamster) is the source of this 6316-nucleotide messenger RNA. It is a transcript of the gene Lmo7, whose product is annotated as LIM domain 7. Gene Ontology annotation, biological process: regulation of cell adhesion; regulation of signaling. The transcript has 33 exons. Lineage: Eukaryota; Metazoa; Chordata; Mammalia; Rodentia; Cricetidae. The record is from RefSeq and is a predicted model, not a curated record. Bases 132 to 5579 code for a protein of 1815 amino acids. Gene Ontology annotation, molecular function: protein binding.
GUUCCCAGGAGUCCAGGCUCCCGCUGCGCGCCGCUUCACGUCCCUCGCCUGCUCCGGUCCCGCUGGAUUAGAGCCUAUUUGAGGAGUUCCGAGAAAGCAACGCCUGAAAGUUCUGCCAGUCAAGGAAAGGGAUGGAGGACACCGAGGCCGAUUGCUCCAUGGCUUUCGCAGAGGCUCAGAGAUGGGUGGAGGCUGUGACUGAGAAGAAUUUUGAAACAAAGGAUUUUCGAGCCUCUCUGGAAAAUGGUGUUCUGUUGUGUGAUUUGAUUAAUAAGCUCAACCCUGGCAUCAUAAGGAAGAUCAAUAGACUGUCUACACCAAUAGCAGGCUUGGAUAAUGUAAACGUUUUUUUGAAAGCUUGUGAACAGAUUGGAUUGAAAGAAGCCCAGCUUUUUCAUCCCGGGGAUCUACAGGAUUUAUCAAAUCGAGUCACUGUCAAGCAAGAAGAGACCGACAGGAGACUGAAAAACGUUUUGAUAACUUUAUACUGGCUGGGAAGAAGAGCACAAACUAACCCCUACUAUAAUGGUCCCUACCUCAAUCUGAAAGCCUUUGAGACUCUGUUGGGACAAGCUUUGACUAAGGCACUUGAAGAUUCUAGCUGCCUGAAAAGAAGUGGCUGGGACAGUGGCUACGGUGAUAUCUGGUGUGCUGACCGAGGAGAGUUUCUUGCCCCUCCAGGUAGCCAUAGGAGGGAAGAUUCCUUUGAAAGCUUGGACUCUUUGGGGUCUAGAUCCCUGACCAGCUGCUCCUCAGAUCUCACGCUUAGAGGUGGGAAGGAAGGUUUUGAAAGCGACACAGAUUGGGAAUUUACAUUCAAAAUGCAGGAGUAUAACAAGGAUGAUAUGUCCUAUCGAAGGAUUUCAGCUAUUGAACCAAAGUCUGCUCUACCAUUCAAUCGCUUCUUGCCUAACAAAAGCAAACAGCCGUCCUAUGUGCCAGCACCUCUGAGGAAGAAAAGGCCUGAAAAAAACGAGGAUAACAGAAGAAGCUGGGCGAGCCCAGUCUACACAGAAACAGAUGGAACAUUCUCAAGUAACCAGAGAAGGAUUUGGGGUCCCAAGAUGGAGCGCUGGCACACAGUCCAAGAAACUUCCACCUCCUCUUGUUAUUUGGAAGAGGAGGAAGAAAAGAUAACGCGCAUACCCCACCUGGUGAAGGAUGAUCUCUAUGUGCGAAAGUUGAGUCCAGUCAUGCCAAGCCCAGGGGGUUCUUUUGACCAGUUUCUUCCCAAAUGCUGGACUGUAGAAGAUAUGAACUGGAAAAAAACAAAGAGAGAGACUUAUAAGCCAUGGUAUAAGGAAUUUCAGGGAUUCAGAAGGAAUUCUGACUCUGAGGAUGAGGACUUGGGCUCUCUCAGAAGCGCCACCAUUUUUAGUAGACUAGGAAAGGCAGAUCAUAGGUUAGCCAGCAGCUACCAAAGACCUUCACUCUUGCUGGACCUAGCCGCCAAGCAUGCCAUGAGGUCACGGGACACCCACGCAGCCAGGAGGACCAGCGGUGCUUUGGAGGAAUCCAGUCAGUUUUUAUUGCUUCAGGCCCUCCAGACAUACUCUGAUGAUAUCUUGUCUUCGGAAACAAAUGUCAAAAUCGAUCCCACCUCUGGCCCAAGGCUCAUAACUCGCAGAAAAAAUCUCUCUCACACACCAGGGUAUAGAGCAGAUGACCUUGAGCUGCCAGCCCUGGAUCCUGACUUAGAAAAUGACGAUUUCUUUGUCAGAAAAACUGGGGCUUUCCACGCAAAUCCGUGUGUUCUUCGAGCCUUCGAAGACUUUCCAAGGUUCUCCGAGCCAGACGACGCUGUUGAACGAGAUAUAAUUUUGCAGUGUCGGGAAGGUGAACUUGUGCUUCCAGAUUUAGAAAAGGAUGACAUGAUUGUUCGUCGGAUCCCAGCACAGAAGAAAGAAGUGCCCUUGUCUGGGGCCCCCGAUAGAUACCAGCCGGUCCCUUUCCCUGAACCCUGGACCCUACCCCCAGAAAUCCAAGCGAAAUUUCUCUGUGCGCUGGAAAGGACACGCCCACCCCAAGAGAAAAGCAGUAGCUGUAGAGUCUUAGUUCCCGCCUAUCGACAGAAGAGAGAUGACAUGUUGACUCGCAAGAUCCAGUCUUGGCAGCUGGGGACUGCGGUGCCUCCGGUCGGCUUCAAGCCUGGCCCCUGCAGCGAGGCUGACCUGCAGAAAUGGGAGGCCAUCCGGGAGGCCAGCAGACUUAGGCACAGGAAGCGGCUGAUGGUUGAGAGACUCUUUCAAAAGAUUUAUGGUGAGAAUGGGAGCAAGUCCAUGAGUGAUGUCAGCGCAGAGGACAUUCAGAACCUGCGACAGGUGCGGUACGAGGAGAUGCAGAAAAUGAAAUCCCAACUGAAAGAACAAGAUCAGAAAUGGCAGGAUGACCUUGCAAAAUGGAAAAGUAGGCGGAAGAGUUACACUUCAGAUCUGCAGAAGAAGAAGGAGGAGAGGGAAGAGAUUGAAAAGCAGGCCCUGGAGAAGUCUGACCGGAGCUCCAAGACAUUUAGGGAAAUGCUGCAGGACAGGGAAUCUCGAAGUCAGAAUUCUACAAGGAGGAUGUAUUCCUCCGAUGACGCCCUGGACGAUGACGUGCUGCUCCCUUCUACAGUGACUUUGUCAGAAACCAGCUACAGGAGCGAGACACUGGAAGACAAGGCAACAGUUUAUCCCACCGAGACGCCCAAGGAAGAUUGCACAACUUUUGCAAACAGUCCAGACAGUGUAGCAGCUGAGGGUCAGCUUCCUCCUCAUAUUCCUGAAGAGCAGCCGCCAGUCCCUUUGGCUACUGCGGAACCACACCAGGCCCCCUUGGCUACUGAGGAACCACACCAGACCCCCUUGGCUACUGGAGAACCACACCAGGCCCCCUUGGCUGCUGCGGAACCACACCAGGCCCCCUUGGCUACUGGGGGACCGCAGCACCAGGCCCCCUGGUCUGCUACAGAACCGCAGCAGGUGUCUUUAUCUUCGGUAGCACAGCGCCCAGUCUCGCUGUCUUUCCAGCAGUCGCUGAGCACAAGAGGAGAGUCGACUCGGAUUUCAGCUUCUCUCCCUAGAAGUUACCAGAGAUCCGAUACAGCCAGGUUAACAUCUGUGGUCACAGCAAGACCUUUUGGCACGCAGUCAAGGGGAAUCUCCUCACUGCCCAGAUCCUACACGAUGGAUGACAGCUGGAAAUACAAUGGAGAUAUUGAAGUUGUCAAGAGAUCUACACAGACUCUGGUCAAAGCCGCUGCCCCAAAGCUUGACUCCACGCAGUUUGUCCUGGGCUCAUCCAGUCAAAGGGAGGCCACCACAAGAGAAGAUGUGGCAAGCAUGUCCUCCCCAACACCCCUUUCUUCCCUCUCCCAGGACCAGGCAGCCACUUCAAAAGCCACACUCUCUUCGAUGUCUGGCCUGGAUUCAGUGUCUGACUCUGGAGAAGGGAGAAGCUUACCACCGAGGGAGGUUUCAAGGUCCCAGGAUCAGUUCAGCGAUAUGAGAAUCAGCAUAAACCAGACGCCUGGGAACAAACCUGACUUUGGGUUUACAAUAAAAUGGGACUUUUCCAGGAUCUUCGUAGCAUCGGUUGAAAAAGGUAGCCCAGCAGAAUUUUCUCAGCUGCAGGUAGAUGAUGAGAUUCUUGCCAUCAAUAACACCAAGUUUUCAUAUAAGGAUACAAAAAAGUGGGAGGAAACCAUGGCAAACGCCCAGGAAACUGGAAACUUAGUGAUGGAUGUCAGGCGCUAUGGAAAGUCUGACUGGGGCAGAGACCAACCUCCCCUGCCAUCUAUACGGCAUAAAACCCUCAAUCUUACCAGUGUGGCUACCAAAAUUAUAGGUUCACCCGAAACAAAGUGGACUGAUACAACUUCAGGCAUUUACAACAUGGACAAGUCUUCAAGUCUGUCGGUAACCACUGAUUUCUCUGAAAGCCUCCAGAGUCCUUAUACCGAAUCUAAAGAAAUCAAUGGAAUUCACGAGGAAAACAACACCUUUGAUUCAAAAGCAUCAGAAUCCAUUUCUUUGAGAAAUUUAAAAAGGCGAUCACAAUUUUUUGAACAAGGGAGCUCCGAUUCUGUGGUUCCUGAUCUUCCGGUUCCAACCCUCAAUGCCCCCAGUCGCUGGGCAUGGGAUCAAGAGGAGGAGAGGAAACGACAGGAGAAGUGGCAGAAGGAGCAGGACCGCCUACUUCAGGAGAAAUACCAACGAGAGCAAGAAAAGCUGAGGGAGGAGUGGCAGAAAGCUCAACAGGAGGCCGAGAGAGAGAAUUCCAAGUACUUGGAUGAGGAGCUGAUGGUCCUAAACUCCAACAGCAUUUCUCUGACCACACGGGAGGCUGUGGCUGCCACCUGGGAACCCACCUGGAGCGAAGGGUCUAAGUCUUCCGACAGGGAAGGAACUCGAGCAGGAGAGGAGGAGAGAGGGCAUCUGGAAGAAGAUGCUGCUAGCGAGGCCCUAAGUCGGAAGCUGGAGGAACAGCUGGUGUUUGAGCAGGAGAAGAAACGGAAGGAACAAGAAGCUCAGGAAGAAGAACUUCGGAAGCAGCGGGAGGCUGAGGCCCAGGCCGAGGCUGAGGCCAAGGCUCGUGCAGAGGCCCAGGCCGAGGCUGAGGCCAAGGCUCGUGCAGAGGCCCAGGCCUGGGCCGAGGCUCAGGAGCGAAAACAAGCUGAGACACAGAAGCACCAGGCCCAGAGGGAGCGCGAGACUUCGGUCAAGAUCUACCAGUACCGGAGGCCUAUUGAUUCCUACGACAUACUCAAGAAAGAGGAUGAAUCUUCAGGGCUGCUUCCUAGUGACAGGAGUAAGUCAAGAUCUACCACGGAACUAAAUGAUGUAGCCACACAGAAAAAUGGAAGCAGCAAAUAUUCAGACCGAGUUAGGACUACUAGCUUUUCACAAAGGAGCUCCAAGAAGGAUCAGGGCCCCUCGGAAGCAGAGUUGGAGAGACAGCAAAUCCUCCAGGAAAUGAGGAAGAGAACGUCUCUCCAUAAUGACAACAGCUGGAUCCGACAGCGCAGUGCCAGUGUGAACAAAGAGCCCAUCUGCCUGCCUGGGAUCAUGAGGAGAGGGGAGUCUUUGGACAACCUGGACUCCCAGCGGCCCAGUUCCUGGAGGCAGUCCCCAUGGCACAACCAGCCCGCAGGAGUCUAUGCCUCGUCCUCGGUCCAAGACUUUAGUCGCCCACCUCCUCAGCUGUUGUCUACAUCAAACCGUGCCUACAUGAGGAACCCAUCCUCCGCUGUACCGCCUCCAGCUGGCCCAGUGAAGAGCAUCAUACCAGGCCCCGCCCCGGGGUCUCCCACACCACACAGCUAUUCCCCUUCGAUGUCACAGUCAGGCUCUCAGCUCCGUAACAGGUCAGUGAGUGGGAAGCGUGUGUGCUCCUACUGUAAUAACAUUCUGGGCAAAGGAGCUGCUAUGAUCAUCGAGACCCUGGGUCUUUGUUAUCAUUUACAUUGUUUUAAGUGUGUCUCCUGUGAAUGCGAACUUGGAGGCUCUACCUCAGGAGCAGAAGUCAGAAUCCGAAACAACCAACUGUACUGCAAUGACUGCUAUCUCCGAUUCAAAUCUGGACGGCCAACCGCCAUGUGAUGUAAGCCUCCAUUCGAAAGCCCUGUUGCAGAUAGAAGAGGAGGCGGUUGCUGCCCAUGCAGAACUAUAAAUAUGUCUUGUAUGUCCCCCGCCCCUCUUUUAGAAAAAGAAUAACCUUUGCCUCAUUAGAUGACAUAGGAACACUGUAGUGUUGGUAGGACCUGUAUUUUUAUUGUCUAUUUAUAAGAAGGUAAUUAUGUGUGUUGUGGGGGAUGUGCAGUAUUUGCUUUUUGAAUUUGGCAUCCUAAAAGCACAAGUGGGAAAAAAAACCAAGAACUUAAAAAAUACUUUUGAGGCUGUUGAUGAUCUAGUUUGACUUCUUUAGUGGUGCAUUGAAGAGGGUAUUUUGUUUUAUUUUUUUAAGUUCUUGCACAUUAUUUGAAAUAGUUAAUAUAAAUAUGUAAUUGUGUUUAUUGUUUAUUGUAAUGUAUUCUAAGUUAAUGUGGAACCAUAUGAAAAAAUUCAUUUAAAUCCACCCAUAAAUUUGUUUUUCGUGGCUUUCUUUACGCAGAAAUAAUCCAAUUGAGAAAUAAUUUUGCUUAUGUAUUAUCUUAUUUGCUUGAGGAGGGCAUUCUAUUUUCUUUACAAGGACUGUUGUUGCUAAGCAAAUAUCAGUAGAAAGCUGUUAUUUUCAAUAAUGAAAAAUAACCAUGGUUUGCAUACCAGGAAUUUUCUCCAGAAACUAGUAAGCUUUUCUGUUCUGAUGUCUUUGUAAAUAAAAUUGAUGAUACAUUUAA